UUCGAGUGCGCAGCACGGCGAAGUGAGAGAGAAGAAGCAUCUCUCUUUCUCUCUCUGUCUCUCCUAUUCUCUGAAAAUGUUUUCGAUAAAUUGUUUUCUUAUCAAGAAUGUAAGUGUCAUCUACAUGUGUGAGUGAAAAUAUUUUAAUAUUAUGUCAUAUACGCAUUUAUAAAUUAGAGGAAAAAUCAUGCACGACUGAGCAGGUAAAAUUUGACGAAUCGCGAGUUUCCUUUCUACGUUGUCUCUUUGAUCUAUGGCGAAUCGUAACGAGAAGCAAAUCUCCCCAUUCUUUUUUCCCCCCCGGAUCAAACGCUUCAAGAUCGCGUUACGACCAGUAUCAAAUGUUAUAUUACGGACGAGCGAUUUGACAAAACAUUUCGACGUGUCGUUCGCGAUAUCCUGGAGAUUCCGGAUAACGAGGAACGCGAAAUUACGAGAGAUUAUGCUUGUUGCGGGAGCAGCGAAUCGCGAUCGCAAUCGCGCUCUCUGAAUUCGGACCCCUCCGUGUCCUAAGAUAAGCUGCCCUAGAAGGAGACGAGGGUUUCCUCCUUGUACGAUAUGGCCGUCGUCGAGGAGUUCGAUUAUCUGUGUCGUUUGUGCGCGACCAAGACCGGCAUCCUGAUGGGACUGCCGAUUUUCGAGGCCGGCGAACAGAUGCGCAACAUCGACAAGAAGAUCGCAGCCUGUCUGCCGGUUCAGGUAUCCUUGACAGAUCAGUUGCCCAAAGUGGUUUGUGAAGAAUGUGCGUUUAAAUUAGAUCAGCUCUUUGAUUUUCGUGAAAAAUGUUUACAUACAGAAGGAAUGUUUAUGAAAAUGUUGAAAGAAAUUGGUAAAGGGGUGGUAAUGCAUAUAUCGGAGCACGAUUUGGCAAAUGUGAAUAAUAUAGGCACAGUUCGAAGAAAUUUGAAUGACAUACAGAUUAAUAAUGAAGAUGUACAAAGCCAUUCGGCUAUACCUCAUGAGACUGCGGAAUCCACCAUGCAUACAAUGCAAGUAAUGGAUGAAAUGGAUCUAGCUGGUGGUGAACAAGUGGUUACUCAAGAAGAGAUAGGUCAACAAGAUGCAGACAUUCAAGUAACAGGCAUUGAUUGUUUAGAUGGCGAUACUGUGAGAAUGGUCGAUGAACACAUAAGAGAAGUAUCAAAUCACCAGAUUGCAAUGCAUUUGGAGGGUGAUAUGACUGUAGUGGAAAAUUUGGAUGGUCAUUUGAGUCAGUUGGGAAUUAAUUAUGUUACUUCUAUCAGUUCCGAAGAUCAAAGCCAAGAACAGAUAGUGCAUUAUUGUGAAAAGUAUGAGACGAGAUCAAUUAAAGAAGAAUAUCAUAGAUUACAAGAUAGAUUAACUACAGUAGAGUCGCAACAUGUACUUGAAAAUAAUGUAUCAGAUAAUUUUGAUUCUUCUGAGGCUGAUGCAAAAAUUGAAAUGGAAGAAUCUUGUAUAAAUGAAAAUGGAAUUCGUGAACACGUCGAUUCAGUGAACGCUUUACCAUCUACAAGUCAGAUAAAUGACAUGUCUUGCGAAAUAAUUAAAUAUACGAAAGAAACCAAGCACGCGUUGCUAGAAUCUACGCUCAACAAUCCUACCAUGGACGAAACUGGUUCUCAUUGGUACAUGUGCCCAUUCUGCAACGAGGCAACUAUGGAAACGACCAGCUUGGCUGCACACUUUGAACAACAUUUCUGUCGCUGUUACUGCGACUUGUACUUUACCAGUGUCGAGGGAUUAAAUUUACAUAAAGAGCAGUGCAUUGUAUAUAAAGAUCAACUAGUCGAUAAGGAAAAGGACACGCAAUUGAACGUUGCAACAGCGACACCAUCGCGAGAGAAAAGUGGUAAUCAAGAGGAGCAAAAGAAACAGUCGCCAACUGUGAAACGGAAAUGGACCGCGAAAACAUGCGACGAAUGCGGCAAGCAGUAUAGAACGAAUUACAAACUGCAGGAGCACAUGCGCAAGCAUACGGGGGAGAAACCGUUUCAAUGCACGACAUGCGGUAAAGCAUUUCGUAGCAAGAUUGGCCUGGCGCAGCACGCUGCCACGCAUACGGGUCAAUUCGAUUACAAUUGCUCCACCUGCGGCAAAGGGUUCCAGUGCAAAAGCUAUCUCAUCGUGCAUCAAAGAGUGCACUCGGACGUAAAACCAUAUCCGUGCAUGACGUGCGGCCAGAACUUCAAGACGAAGCAGUCGUUACUCGACCACGAAAACCGUCAUCUCGGCGUGAAGCCGUACAUGUGCGAGAUCUGUGGCCGCGGUUUCAUCACCAAGGGCCUCUGUAAGAGCCAUCAGAAGAUACAUUCGGGCACGGACAAUCGUCAGUAUCCGUGCGCGGUGUGCAACAAGAUGUUCGUCAGCAAGAGUUAUCUCAACACGCAUCUGCGGAUCCACACGGGCGAGAAGCCGUAUCUAUGCGAGGUCUGCGGUAAGGGAUUCCUCACGCGAGUCGACCUCAAGAUUCAUUCGACCAUGCACACCGGCGAGAAGAGCUUCAAAUGCGAGAUAUGCGGUAAAGUAUUCGCCCGACGUGCGGCCCUACGCUGUCAUCGGCGAUCCCACACGGGCGAGCGUCCUUACAGAUGCGACGUGUGCAAUAAAACCUUCACGCAGUUCAGCCCGAUGGCGAUUCACAAGCGUUUGCACACCGGCGAACGGCCGUACAAGUGCGACGCCUGCGGCAGAGGCUUCGUGUCCAGGUCAACAAUGAUGUGUCACCGGAAGAAGAAUCACGUUACGACUCCCGUGCAAAAGGACGAGCCUGCGAACGAGGAGGGAGAGAUCAAGAUCAUCCUCUCGUCCGAUAUCGUGGACAGAGAUUCGCACGACGGAAUUCAAAUCAGCGUAGAUUGAAGAAGUUGCAAAAAGAUAAUGUACGAAUUUCGCGGUAAGGUGCAAACUUCCGAGGUGCUAAGGAAAUUUCAUCCGCAUUUGUUACAUAACAAACUGCUUUCGUCUCACCAUAGUGUAUUCUCUCUACCAAUCUAUUGUAUAUUCGAAAACUUUAUACAAAACUAUUUUUACAAGGAGUUCUUGUGGUAUAUAAAAAUGCAAUUAAAAUACUUGAAUUAUGACGCGAUAAUUGAUAUGAUUUUAUAUAUGUUCUUUAAACAACAGUAUCAUCCUUUAGUUCUCUCUUUUUGAAGAAACAUAUUGUAAUUUCAGGUAAUGUGAAUAUAAAUCUUUUAUAUCGA
Molecule: messenger RNA, 3182 nt
Organism: Nylanderia fulva
Lineage: Eukaryota; Metazoa; Arthropoda; Insecta; Hymenoptera; Formicidae
Biological process (GO): regulation of transcription by RNA polymerase II
Cellular component (GO): chromatin; transcription regulator complex; PcG protein complex
Molecular function (GO): DNA-binding transcription factor activity, RNA polymerase II-specific; zinc ion binding; RNA polymerase II cis-regulatory region sequence-specific DNA binding
Source: RefSeq, a predicted model, not a curated record